AUGCAACUGUGCUGUGAAACCGUAAAUGGCUCUUGCAUAAGGAGCAGCUGGCCAAACAGUAUCCGUGUUUCCAUGUAUAUCUUCAUGGUUUGCAUUAUUCUGGCCACAGUGGUUGGAAAUUUGACAGUUAUCAUCUCAAUAUCACAUUUUAAGCAGCUCCAUACACCUACCAAUUUCCUGAUACUUUCUAUGGCUACAGUAGACUUUUUGCUGGGAUUCCUCAUCAUGCCUUGCAGCAUGGUACGCUCUGUUGAGCACUGCUGGUAUUUCGGGGAGCUCUUCUGCAAGAUCCACACGAGCACAGACAUUAUGCUGAGCACGGCUUCCAUCUUCCAUCUUUCCUUCAUAUCCAUCGACCGUUACUACGCUGUGUGUGACCCUCUAAGAUACAAAUCAAAGAUAAAUACUUUUGUUAUCUUGGUCAUGAUAUUUGUAAGUUGGACGGUGCCUUCUGUUUUUGCUUUUGGGAUGAUCUUUCUAGACCUAAACUUGCUAGGGGCAGAAGAGAUUUAUAAUCACAUACAUUGUGCAGGAGGAUGCUUUGUCAUUUUUAGUGAAACUUCAGGUGUUGUGGCCUCCGUAGUGUCUUUUUACAUCCCUGGAUUUAUUAUGCUGUACAUCUAUAGGAAAAUAUACACUAUAGCCAAGAAGCAAGCAAGAUCCAUUGAUGCAAUCAGCCAAAAAAAAAUGCAAUUUGAAAUGAAGCACCACAUUUCAUUCUGCAGAGAAAGGAAAGCUGCCAAGACAUUAGGCAUAAUAAUAGGAGUGUUUCUCAUUUGCUGGAGUCCAUUCUUCUUCUUUACAGCAAUCAAUCCAUUUAUGAAUUAUGUGAUACCUCCUGUUCUCAUUGAUGCAUUGGUUUGGUUUGGUUAUUUAAAUUCUACAUUUAACCCAAUUGUUUAUGCAUUUUUUUACCUGUGGUUUCGCAGGGCAUUAAAGAUGAUUCUGUUUGGAAAAGUUUUUCAACAGGACUCUUCCAGGACUCAUUUGUUUUCAGAGUAA
Fulmarus glacialis (Northern fulmar) is the source of this 1002-nucleotide messenger RNA. Its product is annotated as trace amine-associated receptor 1-like. Lineage: Eukaryota; Metazoa; Chordata; Aves; Procellariiformes; Procellariidae. The transcript has a single exon. Gene Ontology annotation, molecular function: trace-amine receptor activity. The record is from RefSeq and is a predicted model, not a curated record. Gene Ontology annotation, cellular component: membrane. Gene Ontology annotation, biological process: G protein-coupled receptor signaling pathway. Bases 1 to 1002 code for a protein of 333 amino acids.